AAGCAAGUUGUCUUCACACUGCCAAUAUCUGAGAGAUCUUCUGAAUUCCCUUUGAACUCCUUCUCCAUAUAGCGUUAACUCUUCGAGUUGUCGAACGCUACAAAAUGGCUCGGAACCGUGCAAACCCUGGCCCGGAGAAGCCAGUCGACGACAAAGUUGAGAGUGAAUUAUGUCAACUAGAAGCUGCAGAUGAUACGCAGUUCUACAACGUUGACCCCGAAAUCGAGAGGAAGGUCGUUCGAAAACUUGACUGCGUGAUUCUGCCUCUGAUGGUGCUCGUAUAUUUCUUCCAAUACCUCGAAAAGCAGACAAUUAACCAAGCCGCGGUGUUUGGUCUACGAAGUGACCUUAAGCUAACAGGUCAAGAGUUCUCAUGGGCUGUCUCGUUAUUCUAUCUGGGCCAGCUUUGUUCAGAAUACCCAGCUGCGAUCAUGCUCUCCAGAUUUCCGAUCACAAUCUACGUCGGAGUAACUAUCGUGAUAUGGGGUGGGGUAAAUAUGUGUCUGGCUGCUGUUCACAACUUCGCGGGACUGGCAGCGGUGCGAUUCUUCUUAGGACUAACUAUCCCACUAGGAACCGUCUCGCCAGCUUUCAUUAUUAUCACGAGUGUCUGGUACAAGCGCAAGGAACAUCCGAUUCGCGUCGCUACAUGGGUAUCAAUGAACGGUAUAGCCGAUAUUAUAGGUGCCCUCAUGAUGUAUGGUAUCGGAAAGGGACACAUGUCACUUGCCCCGUGGCGUUCCCUCUUCCUGAUAUGUGGAGGUUUAACCUCCGCGACUGGCCUCUUAUUCAUCUUCUUGAUGCCCCGAGAUACGACAACGGCUUGGUUCCUGAGUCCACAGGAACGAGAAGUGGCAACUCAGCGCAUGGCGAUCGAUCGCGCUACCCGAGACCAUGCAGUGUUCAGCAAAGCUCAACUCAAGGAGGCACUCUUGUCGCCGAUGACUUGGAUCUAUUGCCUGAUGGGAAUAUGUAUCACCGUGACGACCCCCAUAAUGAAGUACAGCUCCACCGUCAUACACGGCUUCGGCUACUCAACAUACAAAACGAUGCUCGUCGGAACACCUGCCGGAGCUUUCAACUUCAUUACCGUCUGGAUCGGCGCCAUCAUCCCUCGCGUUAUACCCGGAACACGAGUCUACACCGCCAUCGGUCUCUCCAUCGUCCCGCUCCUAGGAUCAAUAUUGCUCAUGACGCUUCCAUAUUCCGGCGGUGCAGACUGGGGAAUUGUGGUAGCGACCUGGCUCGGAGGAUGCAGCUCUUCCUUGAUAAGUAGCGCUGCCAGCAUUAUCGCGAGUAAUGUGAAGGGUAACACGAAAAAAGCUUGGACAGAGGAUGAUGCUCCUAGGUAUACGAAGGGUUGUAUUCUGAGUAUUGCGGUCAUGGCUUGCUUAAUCCUUACAUUUCUCGUUUAUGUGUUCAUGGUGAAGAGGUUGAACAGGAGGCGUGAUCGCAAAGCGAGCGAGGGGUACUUUGAGUAUAUCGUUGAUAGGGGCGAUGGGAGUGGCCGUAUGGGGGUUGCUGUGGAUUCGGAUCAUACGGAUGUUGAGGACAAGGCUUUUAGGUACACUAUUUGA
This is a messenger RNA of Aspergillus neoniger CBS 115656, 1577 nucleotides long. RefSeq names its product MFS general substrate transporter. The transcript is spliced from 5 exons. NCBI's taxonomy places the organism in Eukaryota, Fungi, Ascomycota, Eurotiomycetes, Eurotiales, Aspergillaceae. Gene Ontology annotation, molecular function: dipeptide transmembrane transporter activity; allantoate transmembrane transporter activity. The record is from RefSeq and is a predicted model, not a curated record. Gene Ontology annotation, biological process: allantoate transport; transmembrane transport; tripeptide transport. The coding region runs from base 105 to 1577 and encodes 490 amino acids. Gene Ontology annotation, cellular component: plasma membrane.